This is a messenger RNA of Candida albicans SC5314, 441 nucleotides long. RefSeq lists its product as uncharacterized. The transcript has a single exon. The record is from RefSeq and is a predicted model, not a curated record. The coding region runs from base 1 to 441 and encodes 146 amino acids. Lineage: Eukaryota; Fungi; Ascomycota; Pichiomycetes; Serinales; Debaryomycetaceae.
AUGGCAAUUAAUGCUUGGUCGUCAGCUUCCUUUUGGGAAAAACUCUCAAUUUUACCAGCAAGGUCGCGUGCUUCCUUGUCAAAUUCUUUUGAUAUUUUCACUUCUGACAGUUUAAGAGAUUCCUUUGGUAUUUGGAAAUCGAUUCCACGAGGUCUUCCCAUUCUAGCUUCUUCGGGAUUGGGGAAAUGUGGUAAUGCUGAUAACGGAAGAUACUUGCUUGUAGUUUUCGUUUUUUCCUGUUUCUUUUUAGAAGCACUCUUUAAUCGGCGGGAAACUGGUUUCACUUCUGAUGGGCUAGGUUUGGUUUUUUGUUUAUCCAAGAUCUCUUUCUUCGAUGUUAUUAUUGGAGCGCCGGUGGCACCUCGAGAUAAACAUCUUACAAAGCGUGGUGUAUUUCUUAUUAAAGCUUGGUUACAAAGCAUCCUUGAUAGUUUGAUUUGA